This is a messenger RNA of Sycon ciliatum, 2587 nucleotides long. RefSeq names its product actin-binding protein WASF2-like. Gene Ontology annotation, cellular component: SCAR complex; cytoskeleton. Lineage: Eukaryota; Metazoa; Porifera; Calcarea; Leucosolenida; Sycettidae. Gene Ontology annotation, molecular function: Arp2/3 complex binding; actin binding; protein kinase A regulatory subunit binding. The record is from RefSeq and is a predicted model, not a curated record. The coding region runs from base 107 to 1573 and encodes 488 amino acids. Gene Ontology annotation, biological process: positive regulation of Arp2/3 complex-mediated actin nucleation; actin cytoskeleton organization. The transcript is spliced from 3 exons.
UAUGUAGAUCUACAGUCAUGAUCAGUGCAGGAAGAAGAAGGUAGGGUUCGUAUGGUAGACAUUAGUUGUGAAGAAAUGUGGAUAUCGGCUUUGCCAGCCUAUAGCCAUGCCGCUCGUGAAGCGAACUAUUGAGCCCUACUAUGCGAGUCGCUGCCAUGUUCCUGACAAGGUGGAUAACGAACUCGAGUGUAUCGUCUCCCAUACCGUAGCCAAUGUCAUUCGUCAGCUAAGCAGCCUCAGCAAACAUGCCGACAAUUUGUUCUCGGAGAUCACCAACGAGGCUACGUCGUAUCUGGAGCGGACGGCAGCUCUUCAGAACCGCGUCCAGCAGCUCGCCGUUCGGGUGACCAAGCUGGAUCCUGUAGGAGAGGAAGUCAACAUCUACGACAUCAGCAUGUACCGGCACUUCAAGAGCAUGCACACGACCGAGCAGCAAGUGCUGUCACGUGACUCCCUUCCAGUGGCACUGCACGAGGUGUACAAUCGCUGCCAGCGGCCGCCCAACCUGUCGGCGUUCAAUCCGUAUCGGGACGAUGGCAAGGACGGGCUGACGUUCUACACCGACCCGUCAUACUUCUUCGAGCUGUGGUCGGAGGACAUGAACAAGAAGGCCCAGGAGAGACGGAAGAAAAAGAAAGUGCGCCACAGAGCACCCCAGGCCAGCGCGGGUCCAGUGAAAGUCGAAUCUAUCCGGCCCAAGAAGUUCACCGGCAUGAGCGGCAAGGGACGUGAGUUUGACGAGCAGCCGUUUGCGCCGUCGACAUCGCCGCCGAAAACGUCCGGCGUGCCGUACCCAUCUCAGCCGCCGCCUGGUCCACCGCCCGGCCCGCCACCCGGCCCACCUCCAGGACCCCCUCCGAAUGCACCGCCCGCCAUGCCUUCGGGCGCCCCGCCUCCGCCUCCAGUGGGUGCGCCGCCGCCUCCUCCAGCUGGGGUGCCGCCACCACCUCCAGGCCCGCCACCGAGCGCACCACAGGGAGUGCCUAUGCCAGCGGCACCACCGCCGCCGCCUCCGAUGAUGGUCGGCGGAGUUCCACCUCCACCACCACCGAUGAUGAUGACCGGCGGCAUACCGACCGGGGGGAUACCGCCACCGCAGGAGAUGCGCCAGGCGCAGGCUGCGGGCGCUGGUGCUGGGGUUCUCGUGCCGCCGCCUGUCGAGGCACCGCUUGUAGUUCCACCUCCGCCGGCGCAGGGCCCGCCGCUGAUCAUGGCUCCGCCACCGCCGGGUCCUCCACCCAUGAUGCAGAUGAGCAUGGCGGGAGCGCCGGCAGGAGCACCGGCGGCGGCGUCCCAGAGCGGCGGCGGCCUGCUCAGCGGCCUCGGCUCCGUGCAGCUGCGCGCCGCCAAGCCGAUCGAGAAGCCCGCCGAUGAGCGCAACGACCUCAUGUCGGCCAUUCGCCGUGGCAAGGCGCUGCGCAACGUGCCAGUCGAACCGCUGGACACUCGCAAGACGGCGACGGCGGAGAACCAGGACGUAGCCGCCAUCUUGGCUCGUAGGAUCGCCGUCGAGCACAGCGACUCGGACUCGGAAGAUUCGGACGAGUACGAGGACGAUGACGAGUGGAACUAGGCGCGGCUUGGAUAUGACUGGCGUUCACUUCUGUGAGACAGGUGGUAUGUCUGAGUUGACUGUGUGCUGCUCGGGAGCUGCUUCUUGUUGGCGUCUGUGCAUGCUUGGCUGGGUGGUGGGGACUCUGUGUGCGCAAGACUGGCCUAUCUGUUAUAUGUGACCAGAGGGCUGAUCUAUGGCGCUGGGUUUGUUUCGAGUCCUGUCGUACAGCAACACUUCAAUGACAUGAUUUCCAGGGCUGAUCAAUAUUUGUUUUGUUGUUGCUUCUUUGAAUAGUAUUGUAGUGAUAGGUUUCAUGUGCUGAAUAUAGUGAGGCCAGAGCACCGAUUUCAAGUCAGUAAAUAAAUUGUGGCUUCCGAAUGGAGUGCUUCUGUUCCAUCUAGGGCCUCGGCCCUUCCUUCUCUGCCAUAUGCACCGUCUCCUAUGCACCGUCUCCUAUGCACCGUCUCCUAUGCACCGUCUCCUAUGCACCGUCUCCUAUGCACCGUCUCCUAUGCACCGUCUCCUAUGCACCGUCUCCUAUGCACCGUCUCCUAUGCACCGUCUCCUAUGCACCGUCUCCUAUGCACCGUCUCCUAUGCACCGUCUCCUAUGCACCGUCUCCUAUGCACCGUCUCCUAUGCACCGUCUCCUAUGCACCGUCUCCUAUGCACCGUCUCCUAUGCACCGUCUCCUAUGCACCGUCUCCUAUGCACCGUCUCCUAUGCACCGUCUCCUAUGCACCGUCUCCUAUGCACCGUCUCCUAUGCACCGUCUCCUAUGCACCGUCUCCUAUGCACCGUCUCCUAUGCACCGUCUCCUAUGCACCGUCUCCUAUGCACCGUCUCCUAUGCACCGUCUCCUAUGCACCGUCUCCUAUGCACCGUCUCCUAUGCACCGUCUCCUAUGCAGUGAGUUCACGUGCUGCUUUAAAUUUAUGCCAAGUCUCCAAAAAUGUAGUAUGCUAGCCACUGUAUUUAAACUGUUAGGUCAUUCAAUGGUGCAGAUAAUCGAAUCGGCUGUUUAGCUCUGUAA